AUGCGUCCCGAAGUCGAGCAGGAGCUCGCCCACACGCUCCUUGUUGAGCUUCUUGCAUACCAGUUCGCCUCGCCCGUGAGGUGGAUUGAGACGCAAGAUGUCAUUCUUGGGGAGAAGACGACGGAGCGGAUUGUCGAGAUUGGGCCUGCCGACACUCUGGGGGUGAUGGCCAAGCGAACCUUGGCGUCAAAGUACGAAGCACACGACGCAGCUCUCUCGCUGCAACGAGACAUCCUCUGCUACAACAAAGAUGCAAAGGACAUCUACUACGAUGUCGAUCCGGUCGAGGACGAGCCCGCAGCCCCAAGCGCUGGGGCUGCCGCACCCACAUCCUCAGCACCUGCUGCCGCAGCAGCUCCAGCGGCAGCGGCAGCUCCUCCACCUCCCAGCGCCGGUCCGGCCGCGUCGGUGGCAGACGCGCCAGUUACCGCAACGGACAUUCUGCGUGCUCUGGUAGCACAGAAGCUGAAGAAGCCGCUAAUGGACAUUCCCUUGAGCAAAGCUAUCAAAGAUUUGGUUGGCGGCAAAUCCACACUGCAAAACGAAAUUCUAGGAGACUUGGGCAAGGAGUUCGGUUCGACGCCAGAGAAGCCGGAGGAUACCCCCUUGGACGAGCUCGGUGCAUCGAUGCAGGCGACCUUCAAUGGCCAGCUUGGCAAGCAGUCAUCCUCCCUCAUCGCCCGAUUGGUUUCUUCGAAGAUGCCUGGUGGCUUCAACAUCACGUCCGUCCGGAAACACUUGGAGACACGGUGGGGAUUGGGAACUGGCCGACAGGAUGGCGUCCUUCUCCUGGGACUGACCAUGGAGCCACCCGCGCGUCUUGGAUCAGAGAACGACGCAAAGGCGUGGCUUGACGAAACAACGAACAAGUAUGCCGGAAUUGCCGGAGUCAACCUCUCGGCGCCAGCCGCUGGCGGCGAUGGCGGUGCUGGUGCGGGUGGCAUGAUGAUGGACCCGGCUGCCAUCGAUGCCUUGACCAAGGACCAGCGAGCGCUCUUCAAGCAGCAGCUCGAGCUCUUCGCUCGCUACCUCAAGAUGGACCUCCGCGCUGGCGACAAGGCCUUCGCUGGCUCUCAGCAAGCGUCGAGCGCUCUCCAGGCCCAGUUGGAUCUCUGGAACGCGGAACACGGCGACUUCUACGCCGCCGGUAUCGAGCCAUCCUUCAGCCAGCUCAAAGCCAGAGUCUAUGAUUCAUCCUGGAAUUGGGCACGACAGGAUGCCCUCAGCAUGUACUACGACAUUAUCUUCGGGCGCCUAAAGGCGGUCGAUCGCGAGAUUGUCAGCCGCUGCAUUGCCAUCAUGAACCGGUCGAACCCGCUUCUGCUCGACUUCAUGCAGUAUCACAUCGACCACUGCCCGACCGAGCGUGGCGAGACUUACGAGCUCGCUAAGGAGCUUGGACAGCAGCUCAUCGAGAACUGCAAAGACGUCCUUAGCGAGGCACCGGUGUACAAGGAUGUUGCCAUGCCCACUGCUCCUUCACUCAACAUUGACGCACGCGGCAACAUGAACUACGCCGAAGUACCGCGACCCAGUGUCAGGAAGUUGGAACAUUACGUCCGGGAGAUGGCCGAUGGCGGCAAGCUCUCCGAGUACGGCAAUAGGACGAAAGUCCAGAACGAUCUCCAGCGCAUCUACAAGCUCAUUCGCCAGCAACAUAAGCUUUCCAAGUCGUCCCAGCUCCAGAUCAAGACUCUGUACAGCGAUGUUAUCCGCUCUAUGUCGAUGAACGAGUCCCAGAUCCUGCCGUCCGAGAACGGCAAAGCAGCCAACGGUCAUGCCAGAAAGGGACGAAAUGGCCGCGUCAACGGCCUCAAGCAGGGCAAGGUCGAGACGAUCCCCUUCCUGCAUCUCAAGAGGAAAGACGACCAUGGAUGGCAAUACAGCAAGAAGCUGACCGGUGUCUACUUGGAUGGCCUAGAGCAGGCCGCCAAGAACGGCGUCACCUUCCAGGGCAAGCACGCACUGAUGACCGGUGCUGGCGCUGGUUCCAUCGGUGCCGAAGUCUUGCAAGGUCUCAUCAGUGGUGGUGCUAAGGUUGUGGUCACCACCAGCCGCUUCUCUCGUGAGGUCAAUGAGUACUAUCAGACCAUGUACGCUCGAUACGGCGCCCGCGGCUCGCAGCUCAUCGUUGUGCCCUUCAACGGAGGCAGCAAGCAGGAUGUGGAGGCUCUGGUGUCCUACAUUUACGACACGAAGAAGGGUCUCGGCUGGGAUCUCGACUUCGUCAUUCCAUUCGCUGCCAUCUCAGAGCAGGGCCGCGAGAUUGAUGGAAUCGAUUCAAAGUCCGAGCUUGCUCACCGUAUCAUGCUGACCAAUGUGGUCCGGCUACUUGGUGCUAUCAAGGCUCACAAGGUUGAGCAUGGCUACGCCACUCGGCCUGCGCAGGCCAUCCUUCCGCUCUCACCCAACCACGGUACUUUUGGAAACGACGGCUUGUAUGCCGAAUCCAAGAUCGCGUUGGAGACGCUCUUCGAACGCUGGCACUCUGAAAGCUGGGGCAGUUACCUCACCAUCUGCGGCGCUGUUAUCGGCUGGACACGCGGCACGGGUCUCAUGGCCGGCAACAACAUCGUUGCCGAGGGCAUUGAGAGGUAUGGUGUCCGCACCUUCUCCCAGCAGGAGAUGGCCUUCAAUCUGCUUGGCCUCAUGUCUCCCUCCAUUGUCAAUCUCUGCCAGAUGGAGCCCGUCUGGGCCGAUCUCAACGGCGGCUUCCAAUACCUGCCCAAUCUCAAGGAUCUCAUGACCGACCUUCGCAAGGAGUAUACCGAGACCGCUGAGAUCCGCAAGGCGGUCACAAAGGAGACUGCGAUCGAGAACAAGAUUGUCAACGGCGAGGAGAGCGAGGCGCUGUACAAGAAGGUUAACGUGCAGCCGCGUGCUAAUCUCAAGUUCGACUUCCCCAAGGUGCCAGACUGGGAGACCGAGGUCAAGCCACUCAACUCGGAUCUCAAAGGAAUGGUUGACCUCGAGAAGGUCGUCGUGGUCACGGGCUUCGCAGAAGUCGGGCCUUGGGGUAACUCGAGGACCCGCUGGGAGAUGGAGGCUUACGGCCAGUUCUCUCUCGAGGGGUGCGUCGAGAUGGCAUGGAUCAUGGGUCUCAUCAGGAAUCACAAUGGCCCUCUAAAGGGCAAGACGUACUCCGGCUGGGUCGACGCCAAGUCUGGGGAACCGGUUGACGACAAGGACGUCAAGGCCAAGUACGAGAAGCACAUCCUCGAACACUCCGGUAUCCGUCUCAUUGAGCCUGAGCUGUUCCAUGGCUACGAUCCGAAGAAGAAGCAGCUUCUUCAAGAAAUCCAAAUUGAGGAAGACCUUGAUCCAUUUGAGACGGCCAAGGAGACCGCAGAAGAGUUCAAGCGCGAACAUGGCGACAAGGUUGAGGUCUUCGAGGUGCCGGAAUCCGGGGAGUACACCGUCCGACUAAAGAAGGGCGCAACCCUCCUCAUCCCCAAGGCCUUGAAGUUUGACCGUCUUGUCGCAGGCCAGAUUCCCACCGGAUGGGAUGCGAAGAAGUACGGUGUUCCCGACGACAUCAUCUCCCAGGUCGAUCCGGUCACCCUCUUCGUCUUGGUCUCCACUGCCGAGGCCCUCCUCUCCUGCGGUAUCACCGAUCCGUAUGAGUUUUACAAGUACGUUCACAUUUCCGAGGUCGGUAACUGCAUCGGUUCCGGUAUUGGUGGUACGUCUGCGCUGCGAGGCAUGUACAAGGAUCGCUUCCUCGACAAGCCCCUGCAGAAGGAUAUCCUCCAAGAGUCGUUCAUCAACACCAUGAGCGCCUGGGUGAAUAUGUUGCUUCUCUCGUCCACUGGUCCUAUCAAGACACCCGUCGGUGCCUGCGCAACUGCUGUUGAGUCCGUUGACAUCGGCUACGACACUAUCGUUGAGGGCAAGGCUAGGAUCUGCUUUGUCGGUGGCUUCGAUGACUUUCAGGAGGAGGGCUCGUACGAGUUCGCCAACAUGAAGGCUACCAGCAACGCAGAAGACGAGUUCGCCCAUGGGAGGACACCGAGGGAGAUGUCCAGGCCUACUACAACUACCCGCAAUGGCUUCAUGGAGUCGCAGGGCUGCGGUAUGCAGGUCAUCAUGGACGCGAAGCUCGCUCUGGACAUGGGUGUACCGAUCUAUGGUAUCCUUGGCUUCACUGCUACCGCUACUGACAAGAUCGGCCGCUCUGUUCCUGCUCCAGGUCAGGGUCUCCUUACCACCGCCCGCGAGGCGCCGUCCAAGUUCCCAUCGCCGCUCCUUGAUAUCAAGUACAGGAAGCGCCAGAUGGACCUGCGCCGCAAGCAGAUCAAGUCAUGGCAGGAGUCCGAGCUCAUGUACCUACAAGAGGAGAUCACGGCAAUGAAAUCCUCCGGCUCUGAGUUCGACGAGUCAGAGUACAUGCAGGAGCGCGCCGCCCACAUCGAGCGCGAAGCCAAGCGUCAAGAGAAGGAUGCUCUCUACAGCCUCGGCAACAACUUCUGGAAGCAGGACCCACGCAUCGCGCCUCUUCGCGGCGCCCUGGCCACUUGGGGCCUGACCAUCGACGACGUCGCCGUUGCCUCUUUCCACGGCACCUCAACCGUCGCAAACGACAAGAACGAGUCCGACGUCAUCUGCCAGCAGAUGAAGCAUCUCGGCCGCGCCAAGGGCAACGCCCUGCUCGGCAUCUUCCAGAAGUACCUCACGGGCCAUCCCAAGGGCGCGGCAGGCGCAUGGAUGUUCAACGGCUGCCUCCAGGUGCUGAACACAGGCCUAGUCCCCGGCAACCGCAACGCGGACAACGUGGACAAGAUCAUGGAGAAGUUCGACUACAUUGUGUACCCGAACCACUCGAUCCAGACGGACGGCGUCAAGGCGUUCAGCGUGACCUCCUUCGGCUUCGGCCAGAAGGGCGCGCAGGCCAUCGGCAUCCAUCCGAAAUAUCUCUUCGCCACCCUCGACCACGCGCAAUACGCGAACUACAAGCAGAAGGUCGAGGCCCGCCAGAAGCGCGCGUACCGCUACUUCCACGACGGCCUCAUCAACAACACUAUGUUCCGCGCCAAGGACAAGAGCCCCUACGCCGACACCCAGCAGAGCCAGGUCUUCCUCGACCCGACCAUCCGCGUCGUGGCCGACAAGAAGACCGCGCAGUACGCCUACCCGACCUCCGCGCCCAAGCCGGUCAAGAACGCGAAGACGGAGGAGACGAAGACGAUGCUCGAGAGCCUGGCUAAGGCUACCGCGACCAAGGACAGCAAGGUCGGCGUCGAUGUUGAGAGUAUUGCGGCCAUCAAUAUCGAGAACGAGACGUUUGUGGAACGGAACUUUACCCAGAAGGAGCAGGAGUACUGCCGCAAGGCGCCGGCGCCGCAGGCCUCGUUUGCGGGGAGGUGGAGCGCGAAGGAAGCUGUCUUCAAGGCUCUCGGUGUGGAAGGCAAGGGAGCGGGCGCGCCGCUCAAGGAUAUUGAGAUCACGAAUGAUGAGAAGGGGGCGCCUGUUGUUACUCUACAUGGUGACGCAGAGGCAGCGGCUAAGAAGGCGGGCGUCAAGUCUGUCAGUGUGAGCAUUAGCCAUAAUGACGAUCAGGCUAUUGCUAUUGCGGUGUCGCAGUUCUAG
Messenger RNA from Coniosporium apollinis CBS 100218, 5586 nucleotides. Its product is annotated as fatty acid synthase subunit alpha. Lineage: Eukaryota; Fungi; Ascomycota; Dothideomycetes. The record is from RefSeq and is a predicted model, not a curated record. Gene Ontology annotation, cellular component: fatty acid synthase complex. Gene Ontology annotation, molecular function: fatty acid synthase activity; 3-oxoacyl-[acyl-carrier-protein] synthase activity; 3-oxoacyl-[acyl-carrier-protein] reductase (NADPH) activity. The transcript is spliced from 3 exons. Gene Ontology annotation, biological process: long-chain fatty acid biosynthetic process. The coding region runs from base 1 to 5586 and encodes 1861 amino acids.